Molecule: messenger RNA, 1644 nt
Organism: Talaromyces rugulosus
Lineage: Eukaryota; Fungi; Ascomycota; Eurotiomycetes; Eurotiales; Trichocomaceae
Exons: 4
Coding region: 1-1644 (547 amino acids)
Biological process (GO): peptidyl-arginine methylation
Cellular component (GO): nucleus
Molecular function (GO): protein-arginine N-methyltransferase activity
Source: RefSeq, a predicted model, not a curated record
AUGUCUCCUCCCCAGCAAGAUGCCGAUCCUAGGGCAGAGGACUCGUACUCGGACAGCGACUCUGCGUCCGAUAUCCUGAACACAGCCAACGACGAGGGGUGGGAAGAUGUGGAGCCAGAAGAGGAUUCUCAGCCAGUGGUGGGAUUGUUCAGCGCGGACGUCUAUCCUGAUGUUCGCGUGAUGCUGAAGGAAACCAGGGAAAGGUAUAAUUUCGAUCUCGUGAAGGUGCAGAAGGAAUUCGAUUUGGACUUUCUAGGCACCAUCAAACUGGUGAACUAUAUACGGUCAGAAGUUCAAAAGGGCAACAAAUCGCCGGACGUCAGCUCGAAAUCCGUAUUCGACGAUGAUUCCUACCUAAAGCCGGUCCUCGAUGACGAUGCGUUGCUUUACAACCUGGAAGACUUGGCAGAUGACUCCGCGGAAGAAGGAAACAAUGAAAAGACAACAGAUAAACGGGUGGCCGAGCUCGAGGAAGAGUUGGAGCUGCUGCGUGGUCAAUUUGCAAACUACAGAUUGGCAGUGCAGACGUCCAUGAGUGAGCAACUUCAGGCCACUGACGAUUCCGUACCAGCAAAACCAGUCGCAACCAAAUCUGAAGCCGCCACCAGAAUAGAGGACGCUGAUGAAGGCUACUUUACCUCGUAUUCCACUAAUACAAUCCACGAAACAAUGCUCAAGGAUGCAAUCCGCACGGACGCGUACCGAGAUUUCAUAUAUGAUAAUAAGGGCUUGUUCAAAGGCAAAGUGGUCAUGGAUGUGGGCUGUGGAACUGGAAUUUUAUCCAUGUUCUGUGCAAGAGCAGGGGCAAAGAUGGUCAUUGCAGUCGACAAUUCAAACAUUAUCCAGAAAGCAAGGGAGAAUGUAUACAAGAAUGGGUUCGCAGACGUAAUACAGUGCGUUCGAGGAAAAAUCGAAGAAGUCACCUUGCCGGUUCCCCAAGUGGAUAUCAUCGUGUCGGAGUGGAUGGGAUAUGGAUUACUCUAUGAAGCAAUGCUCGACUCUGUUCUCUGGGCUAGAGACCAUUAUCUCGCACCAGGUGGAUUGAUGGUGCCUUCCCAUACAACUCUACGUAUCGCCCCGUAUGUGGAUUCAGACUUUGUCGAUUCACAUGUGACAUUUUGGAAGUCCGUGUAUGGGUUUGACAUGUCAAGCAUGCUCACCAACAUUUACGACGAGGCUAUCGUUACCGGCGCAAAACCUGAAAAUGUCGUCGCAGAUUCGGCUGUCUUCUUGCCGCUUCCGUUACAUACGAUAACAGUUGAAGAGCUUACUUUCCUCAAGAAUUUCGAGGUCACUUUGAAAGAAGAUAUUGACGGCCUUGACGGUUGGAAUAUCUGGUUUGACACGUUUUUCAUGCCUUCGCCUACUUCCAAAUUCAAUGACAACGCCAUACCCUCGGAUAUGAAGAAAGAAGGCUUUGUAGCGUUUACGACCGGCCCAUUCGAAACAGAAACUCAUUGGCAGCAGUGUGUUCUGCUGGCAGAUCAUAGCGAGAGAAAGCCCGUGCCGUUGAAGAAAGGACAGGUUAUCAAAGGCAGCAUUGCCUAUAAGAAAAAAGAAGAAGGCUCGCGGGCGUUAGAUAUUGAAGUUAAGUGGAACAUUGAUGGCGUCGAAGAGCGGAAACAGAGUUGGUCACUGCAAUGA